This is a messenger RNA of Arvicola amphibius (Eurasian water vole), 2342 nucleotides long. It is a transcript of the gene Pdcd2, whose product is annotated as programmed cell death 2. The record is from RefSeq and is a predicted model, not a curated record. The coding region runs from base 20 to 1066 and encodes 348 amino acids. The transcript has 6 exons. NCBI's taxonomy places the organism in Eukaryota, Metazoa, Chordata, Mammalia, Rodentia, Cricetidae. Gene Ontology annotation, cellular component: cytoplasm; nucleus.
CUUCCGGUGCGGGGACCCCAUGGCUGCUCCCGGGCCGGUGGAGCUGGGCUUCGCCGAGGAGGCACCGGCUUGGAGGCUGCGCAGCGAGCAGUUCCCGAGCAAAGUGGGCGGGCGGCCCGCGUGGCUCGGCCUGGCGGGGAUGCCGGGGCCCGGGGCGCUGGCGUGCGCGCGCUGCGGCCGCCCGCUCGCCUUCCUGCUGCAGGUGUACGCGCCGCUGCCCGGCCGGGACGACGCCUUCCACCGCAGCCUCUUCCUCUUCUGCUGUCGCGAGCCGCCGUGCUGCGCCGGCCUGCGAGUUUUUCGUAAUCAGCUACCGAGGAAAAAUGUGUUUUACUCAUAUGAGCCACCUUCUGAGACGGGGGCUUCAGACAGUGGAGAAUGUGCGUGCCUCCAGCUUAAGACAGGAGCCCAUCUCUGUAGGGUUUGUGGCUGCCUGGGCCCUAAAGCGUGCUCUAGGUGCAAGCAGGCGCAUUACUGCAGUAAGGAGCAUCAGACACUGGACUGGCAGCUGGGACACAAGCAGGCUUGUGUACAGUCAGAUCCUUUAAACCAGACAAUUCCAGAUCACAACUUCCUGUUUCCAGAAUAUGAAAUUGUAACAGAAGCAGAAGAUGAGAUUAUACCUAAGGCCGUAGAAAUGGAAGAUUAUUCUGACGUUACAGAAAGCAUGGGGAGAAUACCUGAGGAAGAACUAGAUUCCAUGGCAAAGCAUGAAUCCAAGGAAGAUCACAUUUUUCAAAAGUUUAAAUCCAAAAUAGCCCUUGAACCAGAACAGAUUCUCAGGUAUGGAAGAGGUAUUAAACCCAUCUGGAUUUCUGGUGAAAAUAUCCCUCAUGAAAAAGAUAUUCCAGAUUGCCCCUGUGGUGCAAAGAGGAUAUUUGAAUUCCAGGUCAUGCCCCAGCUGCUGAACUACCUCAAGGCAGACAGACUGGGCAGAAGUGUGGACUGGGGCAUCCUGGCAGUCUUCACCUGUGCUGAGAGCUGUGACCUGGGCAUUGGUUACACAGAGGAGUUUGUGUGGAAACAGGAUGUAACUGAUACACCUGAACAAGGGUUAAAUCCUUAAAAAUGUUCCUUUUGCCUCAGGACCCCACAAUUCCAUCUCUAGGACUUUAUCCUAAGAAAGUAGUUACCAAAGACUUAUAAAAGUGUAAAAUUGUUGCUUGAUACACUAUUUACAAUGUCUCUGUAUUACUAAAACAAGUGUCCAAUGAGGGGAAUUUCAUUUUUUGUAUAUCCAUAAUGAAGGGUGAUAUAGGAGUAGACAUACAUAUAUGUGUACAUAGAAAUAUACUGGAGAGAUGGCUCAGUUGAUUGUAAUUAUUGUAAUUGUAAUUUUUUUUUUUUGCCUGUGUGUUAUGUGCACCUCAUACAUGCCUGGUGCCUUCAGAGGCCAGAAGACAAUGCUGAGUUCCCCUAGAACUGGACUUAGACACUUGGUAGAUGCUAUAGGGGUGCUGGGAAUCAAGCCUGGGUCCCUGCAGGAGCAGCCAGAGCCAGCUUUCCAGCUAUUAAGAGGGCUUGCUACUCUUCCAAAGGAGCCAAGUUCAGUUCCUAGCACCCAAAUCAGGAAGCUCGCAGCUCCAGAGGAUCUGAUGACCUUUUCUGGCCCCUGUGGGCACCCAGUACACGUGGCAUAGCUCAUACAGGUGCAUAAAACAUACAAAUAAGCAAAAACUAAAAACUCAAGAGUAUCUGGGAAGGAGCCCUGUGUUUUCCUUCUGUAACCUGCCACAUGGCAGUACUCCCCACCUCCAUGUGGGUUAAAGAGGGAGGGAGGGAAAACUGGAGCAGUCGAUACUAUCUAGUUCCAGAACAAGGAAAAACUGAACUUUGUUAGUCUGAGUAGGAUGAAGGAGCCAGUAAAGAAGUCGUGGCACUAGGCUUGGUAGGAGCCUGGAUUUAAGAAGGCCCUUCUUCACGUGGCCUUGAAGAGCCAAGGGGAUCGCUGAUAGAGACUGAGAAACAAGGGCUUUGUCUUUCCUUUACAAAUACUCUGCACAGACUGCGUUCACAAGGACUGAGGAAGGUGAACAGAGAAGGAACUGUCCCUGGAAGCAACAACCUGACUGAAGGGAGGUCCUGGAGCCAUCUUUCAGGUAUGGGAUGUUCCAUAUGGUUCACUGCCAAGCCACGUGGCCGAAUCUUAAGAUGUGAGCAGGGCUUCCAGUCUUCAUCCAUUCACAAGUGAAUUCCUGUUAUCAGACACCCACACUGAGACAAACCUGAGAACGCUGUGUGUCAUCCUUCUCUGGCAUCCUUAUUCACCCUGGUUUGUUUUUGAGACGGGGUUUCUCUGUAUCUCUGGCUGUCCUCGAAAUAGAGAUCCACCUGCCUCUGCU